GUUUUUGCUAAUGGGUAAUACUCGGUUAGUGUUAAAGUUAUAAUCUUUAAAAGAGGAACACGGGGGUUUGGAAAAAAGCAAAGAAAAACACCGCUGAAUUGGGUUUUUCUUGGUUUUUGUCCCUAUCUUUCUUCUCUGUUUUUUCUGGCUCUGUAACUGCAAGCCUCCCGUGUGUUUCUGCUGGGAGACCCGAAAAAAGCAUUUCUUCUUUUUGAGUCCCUGCAAUGCUUUCCCAGCGGUGUAUCUCUAAGGCGACACCUACGCCUCUCUCCUUUCAAAACCCUUCAUUACCCACUUCCAAGAAUCCCAUUUUCAGUUUCUCAAAGCUCUCAACUUUUCACUCUCUGUCGCUUUCUCGUCCACAACCCACUUUCCUUAUGGCCUCCUCUUCCCAUUUCUCCAAUGGCGUUGAAGCUCUUCCUUUAGAUUCGGAGCUUGACCGCUUUGCCCAGGUCGCCAACAAGGUCGCUGAUGCCUCUGGACAAGUGAUUAGGAAAUAUUUCCGGAACAAGUUUGAGAUUCUGGAUAAAGCUGAUUUGAGUCCUGUCACUAUUGCAGAUCAAACUGCAGAAGAAUCUAUGGUAUCUAUUAUAUCAGAAAAUUUUCCAUCUCAUGCUAUUUACGGUGAAGAGAAUGGAUGGAGGUGCAAAGAGAAGUUUUCAGACUAUGUAUGGGUUUUAGACCCAAUAGAUGGAACAAAGAGUUUUAUAACUGGAAAACCUGUGUUUGGUACCCUUAUUGCUCUACUACAGAGGGGUAAACCAAUUCUUGGCAUCAUUGAUCAGCCAGUUUUAAAAGAAAGGUGGAUUGGAAUAAGUGGAAGGAAAACUACACUGAAUGGGCAAGAAGUGUCCACACGCAAGUGUGCCAAUCUGUCACAAGCUUAUCUGUAUACUACAAGUCCGCAUCUAUUCAAUAAAAGGGCAGAAGAAGCAUUUACGCGUGUUAGAAAGAAGGUCAAAGUGCCAUUAUAUGGCUGUGACUGCUAUGCUUAUGCACUCUUGGCUUCUGGAUUUGUGGAUCUUGUUGUUGAGUCCGGUCUCAAGCCAUACGACUUCCUUUCACUGAUACCAGUGAUAGAAGGUGCUGGGGGUGUCAUAACUGAUUGGAAUGGACAUCAAUUAUGUUGGGAGGCUUCUCCAAGUUCUGUAGCAACAAGUUUUAAUGUAGUGGCAGCUGGCGAUAGACAGAUUCACCAGCAAGCCUUAGAGUCAUUGCAAUGGCAAUGAGAUUGGUCUUAUGGUGGAACAAGGUUAUUCAUUCCCUUUUUAUAUGCCAACAUCAAAUACUAUGUCAGAAUGGUAGGUAGUUUGAUUUAUGUUAAGUGAAAUGCAAGUACGGUCAAGAGGAGCCGUAUCUAUUUGUCUUUCUAUAGACAUUGCUAGUUGAUCUUUAUCAGUAAUAAAUUUUUUUGCCGGGGAUAUAGAUCUCCUCAUAAA
This is a messenger RNA of Ziziphus jujuba (common jujube), 1439 nucleotides long. Its product is annotated as bifunctional phosphatase IMPL2, chloroplastic. The transcript is spliced from 9 exons. Bases 225 to 1229 code for a protein of 334 amino acids. NCBI's taxonomy places the organism in Eukaryota, Viridiplantae, Streptophyta, Magnoliopsida, Rosales, Rhamnaceae. Gene Ontology annotation, biological process: L-histidine biosynthetic process. The record is from RefSeq and is a predicted model, not a curated record. Gene Ontology annotation, molecular function: histidinol-phosphatase activity.